AUGCCCGCCCACCAUCUCGGUGCUCCACGGCAGCUUUAUCGGUAUUCUAAGUUGGCUUUCGGACUUUCUUCCCUGUCUGCUGCGCGUUAUGUCCAGCAAUUCCGUCCAUCUCCUGUUCUCCAGUCCUGUGUCGACUCCAAUGAUCCGAAAUAUCAAGAGUCUCUGCAUGCAAUGCGUCAUCUGGUUGUUGACCUGCGGGAAAAAGUCUCUCAAAUAUCGUUAGUUGAUUCCGGUGGCGCCAAUCUUCCUCGUCAAGAUGAAGUUUUUCCUGACCGCGAUCACUUUGGCCGAAUUUUUUACAAUCAAGCUACUAUGUCCAGCCAAGGCAUACCUCAGAUUGCUGUUGUUCUUGGUUCUUGUACUGCAGGAGGUGCUUACGUCCCGGCCAUGGCCGAUGAAAGCAUUAUCGUCCGGAACCAGGGCACCAUAUUUCUAGGUGGCCCUCCAUUAGUACGUGCUGCGACCGGUGAACGAGUUGUAGCCGAGGAUUUGGGAGGUGCUGAUCUUCACUGUCGCACGUCCGGAGUUACCGAUCACUAUGCGCUCGAUGAUGAGCACGCACUGCACAUCGCCCGCGAUGUUGUCGCUUGUCUCAAUCGCGUGAAACAAUAUCCCGCUUCAACGGUUGACCCCGAUCCGCCACUUUAUCCGGCCGAGCAAUUGUACGGUAUCGUAGGUACCAGUCUGCGUCGCACCUAUGAUAUUCGAGAAGUAAUCGCCCGCUUAGUCGACGGGAGUCGAUUCACUGAAUUUAAAGCCCUGUUCGGCGAGACCUUAGUUUGUGAUUUAUCGAUCCGCUGCUCUCCAGUCUGGACAAUAACUGAUCUGGCAUUAUCCGUUGACUCCCUCCUCAAUCUCAUUCGCAUUGUCAUCUUGUAUGUCGGCGUUUAUCCGACGUACAAGCUGGUACAAUACCUGCCACUGUCUAUCGCGUGGUGCUAUGUAGCUUCGAGUGCCACUACGGAAACCAUUCUACGUCACGCGGAAGCACCAAUGGCUACCGUCAAAUCGUCACACUCGCUGGUAAUUGCCAUAUCGAUCCGAAGUAUUCGAUCGCUUUACGUAUCUAGGAAUUUAGAUAUUCGAAUAUGCGGUCUUCACCCAUGCGUCCCACAAUUCUGGAGCUUAUAAAAGUAUAAUGGGUACAAUGAGGCAAUUUUUGCAUUUUACGUUAGACGUUUGUGGAGUAGAACUAGUGUCUAUUUUUUCCACUGUAGAGGGAAUUUCCAAUCAGCGAUUGAGCAAGUGAAGAGGUUGGGAAGUUAUGUAGGGUUGUUUGGUCCAUCAUAAUUGAGCAAGACUAAAGAGACUCGGUCGGGGUCUGGGGAGCAAGUUGGUCGAAUCAACUUGCUUUGGCGUAUUAUGCUACUGAAUUUAAACCCAUCGAUACGGAGUGUACCACUUUUUCCAUUCUCGACUGGCGACUUGUCUUUCUACGCACUUGCAUAAGCAGAGGCAACUUAAUCAUUAAAGAUUGAGCAUGGGAGUACGUGAUCGGUUAUGACUACUGCAUCAGAGUUAACAAUUGCAGGGACUAUCAUUAGUUUUCCUCUGCCGUUUUCAGGCCAGGGACUUUAGGCACCACUUGCCCCGUUAUCAUUCCCUAGUAUUACUGCUUUGGGUUUUGCACCACUUAUAGUGCUCCAUGACCACUAUUUUUGGGUAGAAUUUGUACUUUGAAAGGGUUACUCAAUUUCCAAAACUAAUUUUCUACUAUACUUUGCAGCUAUUUGAUAUAUUGUAGCAGUGAGUACAGCAAGCCGUGCCAGC
Dicrocoelium dendriticum is the source of this 1770-nucleotide messenger RNA. The record is from the annotation of a GenBank genome assembly. Lineage: Eukaryota; Metazoa; Platyhelminthes; Trematoda; Plagiorchiida; Dicrocoeliidae.